AUGCCCAACGCCAGCCUGGACGCCCACCUCUACGGGGGCAGCAAUCCGCUGCCGUGGCCGACGAGGUACAGCAUCGCUUGGGGUGUCGUGGCGGCGCUGCUUUACCUCCACGAAGAGUCGGAUCAGUGCGUGGUCCACAGGGACGUCAGGUCGAGCAACGUGAUGCUAGAUGACAAUUUCAACGCCAAGUGAGGGGAUUUCGGUCUUGGGAGGCUCGUCGACCACGGCGGCGACAUGCAGACAACGGCCGUGGCUGGGACGAUGGGCUACCUGGCCCCAGAAUCUGCGACGACGGGUAGAGCGAGUAAGGAGUCUGACGUUUACAGCUAUGGAGUGCUGGCCUUGGAGAUCGCGUGCGGGAGGAGGCCCAUCGAUCAUGGAAACAAAGAGGGACGAGUCAGUCUGGUCGACUGGAUAUGGAAUCUCUACAGAAAGAGCGCCGUUGUGGAGGCGGCGGACGAGAGGCUGGGCUCGGACUUCGACCGACAGCAGAUGGAGCGUCUGAUGGUGGUCGGCCUGUGCUUCGCUCACCCGGACCACCGGCAACGGCCGUCGAUCCGGCAGGUGAUCGGCGUUCUCCUCUUCGAGAUGCCGUUGCCUAAUUCUCCGGUCGAGACGCCAGGGCCGUCCUACGGAGGGUUUCCGUUUCUUGGUUCAACCUUGCCAGCAUCAAUGGGUGGUCGUCGUCUACGUCGACGACCUCCGCCGGAUUCACCACCGGCGCCUCCGUCGAUUCAGCUGGGUCCGUCGGCUCCAAAUCACUUUUGUAUUCGCCUGGCAGGUGAAUCAGUCCAAUUCAACACUUUCGUUUUGUUCGUCUUUCACUCAGGAGUUGAGUGCUGCGACCGAGAAAGACAGAUGUAUCUUCUGUAUUCAGGUUCCUUGUCCAUCUCAGCUGACUGUGGGCUCUCGCUAGGCCCAUUACCAUGAUGUAUCCUGGCUUGCGACGUUUGUCCAUCCUCUUCCUGAAACUGGGGCGGCACGGCAACCUCCCACUUAAAUUGGAUCGUCUUUCCAGGCGACCAGAGUGAGAUAAGACGAUGGUGAAAGGGAGAAACGGACGAAAACGGCCAGGGCGGGAAUAGGAAACGAUACCGUUUAUCACGGAAAAGUAACCUCAAUGGCACAACAAGACCUAAGGAUGCAGGGUCUUCCUCUUUGCCACGCACAACCAUAAGACUCUCUCACUUGAUCUAGGGAAGAACAUACUGUUAAUGAUCUUAUAGUGGAGAGAACAUGCUCUUCCACUAUAAGACAACAUGCUGUUAAUCAUUUCAUAGUAGUUAGACUCUUCCACUUGAUCCAGUAAAGAACAUGUUGUUAAUCUGAUCUGUUAGUAAAGAUAAUAUUGCCCGAGAUAGAUCCUUGUCUUCUUCCCACGUUCUUUCUCUCUCUCGUUGCUCUGUUGUAGCUUGCAGAUGAUGUAAUCAAUAAUAAAAGUAACUCAAUGGCACAACAAGACCUAAAGAUAUAUGCUCUUCCUCUUUGCCACUCAUAAUAAUAAAACUCUCCUAUUAGAUCCAGCGAAGAACAUCUCUCAAUCUGAUCUUUUAG
Spirodela intermedia is the source of this 1554-nucleotide messenger RNA. The record is from the annotation of a GenBank genome assembly. NCBI's taxonomy places the organism in Eukaryota, Viridiplantae, Streptophyta, Magnoliopsida, Alismatales, Araceae.